This is a messenger RNA of Nannizzia gypsea CBS 118893, 3957 nucleotides long. Its product is annotated as CAMKK protein kinase. Bases 1 to 3957 code for a protein of 1318 amino acids. The record is from RefSeq and is a predicted model, not a curated record. Gene Ontology annotation, cellular component: cytoplasm. Gene Ontology annotation, biological process: protein phosphorylation; intracellular signal transduction. Gene Ontology annotation, molecular function: ATP binding; protein serine/threonine kinase activity. The transcript is spliced from 2 exons. Lineage: Eukaryota; Fungi; Ascomycota; Eurotiomycetes; Onygenales; Arthrodermataceae.
AUGGAUUCACAGUCACAGAACGUGAAGACGACGGCCGAGGAAGGAGACGACAGAGGACGGAUAAGGAGCUCGAGGUCGAGAAACAUUCGACAUGACAGACGGGAUCAGGAUCCCGAGGCCGGCGACGGCGAGUCCUCGAGGCUCUCCUGGAUGUCGGCCGGACUCUUGUCGAGGCAGACGUCCAAUACUCUGGCUCGCCAGAAGAGCAUCCCUAACGACGGCAGGCCGGAGGACCGUCGAUCGUUUGCCCAGAAGCUUCACCUCUUUCCCUACAGACCUCACUCGACCAGUACCUCUCGCGAAUCCUCGACCAACACUUCGUCAAGCUCUUUGCAUUCUCUGGUUGAUCCGGCUGUUGGUGGUGAGGCAGGCCCUCCCUCCAGCGCGAUACCAGCUUCUUCUUCCUCGACGGCCUCCGCCUCCGAUCCCUUCAGCCAGUCUGUCACCACUCCCAGACAGACCGCCGAGACCGGCAAUGUUCCUCCCCUGAGUCCACUGACCGAAUUGCCGAUGGUCGCCCCCCGUGCCACAAUUCGCGGCCCAUCUCACGACCUCCCUGUCUAUCCAAACCAGUCAUACGCAAUGCUCCAGCAACAGAUACAUCCUGCGCCUUACAGAUCUCCAACUCUGCGCACUCGAAGCUCCUAUCCUUCACACUCGGAUUUCACUUUUCCCCAACCUACAACUUCUUGGGCGCGAGACUCGAAUGCCUCCCCAAAUUCACGCACCGUCGGCAACACCCCCAUAUCUAGUCCGGGGCUCUUCUCUGCACGGACACCUCGCACCUCUCCUUCUAUCGGCUCGGAAGAUGGACAAGCUGGUGUUCACCUGCACCGAACACAUAUGCAAGAACCAAAAGAAACGCAUACCGUCGAGGUGGAUCGCCACGAGCUCACCGGAAACAAGUUAAUCAAUGAGUACGAGAUUCUAGAGGAGCUCGGACGUGGAGAGCAUGGCAAAGUCAAAUUGGGUCGCCACUUGAAGACCGCCCAGUCCGUCGCCAUCAAGAUUGUGCAACGAUACUCUAAGCGUCGUCGUCUAGGGAAACUAGGUAACCCCGAAGACAAGGUCAAAAAGGAGGUUGCCAUCCUCAAGAAGGCCCGCCACCCGAACGUCGUCAGCCUGCUCGAGGUCAUCGAUGACCCAAACCAGCAAAAGGUCUACAUCGUGCUCGAGUACAUCGAAAAUGGCGAGAUCGUGUGGAGAAAGAAGGGACUGAAAGAAAUCGUUUUGGUCGAUAAACAAAGACUUGAUCGUGAAAAACGAGGUAUUCCCGACUCUCCUUCUUUCAUCGAGAAUAGUCAACAGUUUAUCCAUAAUACUCAAUUGCGUCGACGGCAUAUAGAAGCCCUGCGUCAGCGUCAGAAAGCUAAAGGCUCUCAACAUGUCGGUGUUUCUGGCUGGAGCUUGGAACAUGGCGGCGAGUCGGACAACGAGCUCGAUGUCGACUAUUCUCCCAUGUCCAAGUUUCCCACGGCCUCGUCGGCGCAUUCGCAAGAUACCCCUGAAUUCCAGAUUUCUCCGCAACAUUCUCUCACCUCGACCGGAGAAUUCGACAAGCGGAUGCGUGAGAUGGCAGGCUUCGGCAGUGAUACCGGUUUGUAUGGCGGAUACGCAUCAGACCCAAUGUUUGCACGCCGCUACAGCAAUGCUUCCAGCCAUCUAGCCUUCCAAGCCGAGCCUGACUGGCUGUCUGACGAUGAUGACAUGGGCUAUGUACCCUGCCUAACUCUUAGUGAAGCUCGUACUGCCUUCAGAGACGCUGUCUUGGGACUUGAAUACCUACAUUACCAAGGUAUCAUCCAUCGUGAUAUCAAACCUGCCAACCUACUUGUUACAGGUAACCAUCGAGUAAAGAUAUCAGACUUUGGAGUCUCAUACCUUGGCCGCCCUAUUAGGGAUGAGGAUGAGGAGCAAGUCACGGAGACUGAUGCCACUGAAUUGGAUGAUGCCCGUGAACUAUCAAAAACCGUCGGGACGCCAGCUUUCUACGCCCCAGAGCUCUGCUACACGGGCGUCGAAUGCGAACCUACCAUUGGCAAGGAUCCCAAGAUCACCGGCGCUAUUGACGUCUGGGCUCUUGGAGUCACCCUCUACGGGAUGAUCUAUGGCAGGCUGCCCUUCGUUGCCGAUGACGAGUUUAGCUUGUUCCAAAACAUCGUCAGACACGACGUCUUCAUCCCAACCAGGAGGCUCAAGGCUGUUGUGGCUGAUGAUACUCUACCUGACCACCCUCACAGUCACCCUCACACCCACUCUUAUUCUCAUUCUUACAACACUCAGAGAUCUUCUAGCGUGAGUAGCAGUACACGCUCUGAGGGCGAGCUGGCAUAUGAGGCUGUAGACGAGGAGUUACGAGACCUUUUGCGUCGCCUCUUGAUCAAAAACCCAACAAAACGGAUCACUUUGAAGGAAAUCAAACAUCAUCCCUGGAUCACCCGGGAUAUCCAGGACCCGAAGGCUUGGAUCGAAGACACCGAUCCCGGGUACCAGAGCAAAGGCAAGAAGAUCGAGGUUUCCAACGACGAUGUUAUUCGUGCUGUUACCAAGUUGCCAUUUAUCGAACGAGUACGCUCCAAUGUCGUCAAAUGGAGUGGCAAUAUAUUUGGUCGUAGGCGGGCCCCUAGUUCUGCUACAUCGGUAGAUACUGCACAUUCUGCCUCAUCCGGUAGCAGCUUAACUAUCGGUAAGGAUAUCAUCCGAGAGCUUAGGAGGACUAGUUUACGUGGCGAUGAGGAGAUCACCAGAACUCCAAGAGGCGCCAGGGAGGGUGAACACCCACUUUCACAGAGCCUGGUGGUCAGCCCUGAUUUGCAGGCUGAUAUCAAACACCCAGAUUACUUUGGACGUGUAGCUACAUCACGAACUGCACCAACAUCAGUGAACUGCUCUCCCAUCCAAGAGCCUCGUCCCGAUCUACCUGGACGCACCGCCUCGAAACUUUCUAGCGCUGGAUCGACAAAGACAAUUCGCCCUACUAACUUGGAGAUGUCGUUUCUUAACGACCAGUCUUUCACUGCAGCUGGGAACGAGUCGUUCAAUUCCUCUCCUGGUGGGAUGACCAUAUUCGGAGGAGCCAGGAAUAGACUCGUUAAGAGUUUACAUAUUCGGGACCGGCGGCACGAUAAUUGCGAGGCCCCAGAACACAACCCCUUCGACGCAGCAUGCCACUCUACGCCCAGUGUAGCUGUCUCUCCCGCCUCAGCUACUGGUCUAGUCAAUACUCCAGAUCUCAUUCAUGAGUCAAAUAGCACACCGACUCCUCACGCCUCGCCACGAAGGUACACCAUUCACAGACGGAGUAAGUCCCAUCAGCUUCGACAAGACGCAAAUCUCGCCGGACCACCACCUGCCCCCUUGCAUCGCGAUUUUCUCUUCCGUAACCCCGACUCAACAGCCCAUCAUCAUUUAGGUCAAGACAACGCAACCAUCGUCAAUGUUGACAAAGAUGACUUCCACAUCCAUGCAUCGCCGGUGCACUAUUAUAACACCCUAGAGGCCGAGAGCUACGAUGAUGACCCGUUCAAGUAUCAGCCAAUAGCAAGGCCAAUCACGUCUCCUCCAUUAGCAAUUACCAUGUCAUCUUCAUCCAUGGAUGAUUAUCACAGUGAGAUGUCCCACUGCGCAUCGCACCCAAGCAUACCAUCCGUGAUAUCAGGCGCCUCCUCUCUAUCUGCUGAAGGCUUCUCAGCGUAUCCCGUUGAGCUAAAGUAUGAGAAGAAAAGUGAGAAGGAGCAUGGUACUUGCUCAUGCCCAGUUGUCCCGCCUAUGCUUCGAACAGGCGAUACAGUUACGGAUGAAUCCACGCGGACAGCUAUGGUUGACAAAGCACGGCCCGAGCCCGUGAAAGUGGAAACUAAUGAUGAUGACCAACGAUACCAUGGUGAUGACGAGGACGAAGAAGACGAUUCUAGCGAUGAGGGACUUACAUUUGGCAGAUGCAAGGCCAGCGUCUGA